UCAAACCUAAAGAACAUCUGAGAAAACAGAGAAACAUUGUGUUGGUCGGCAAAAAAUGCCACUGAAGGAAAUCACAAGGUACAAAAUCUAGCCAAGAUUCAAUUUUUAUAUCAAGAAAAGAAAAGGGGAAAGCAUAAAACUUUCUGAAAUUACUUCUUUUGAGGCAAGGUAGUAACCAUGACCGCUAAAACCAGGAGGAGAAUGGCCACAGAAAAUGGGGACACAACUACAGCAGAAGAUUCUGUUCUUGUGACUAUGAUCAGUAAUGGGGAAGAUCUAGGUCCUAUGGUCAGGCUUGCUUUUGAAAGCGGGAAGCCUGAUGCCCUUCUACAGCAACUUAAGAAUGUCGUCAAAAAGAAAGAAGUUGAAAUAGAGGAGCUUUGUAAGCUUCACUAUGAGGAAUUUAUUAUUGCGGUGGAUGAGCUGCGUGGAGUCUUGGUUGAUGCAGAAGAGUUAAAGGCUGAGUUGCAAACUGAUAAUCUGAAGCUUCAAGAUGUCGGGAGUGUCCUUCUCUUAAAACUUGAAGAGCUUCUUGAAUCUUUUUCAAUUAAGAAAAAUGUUACAGAAGCAAUUAAGAUGUCAGGCAACUGUGUCCAAGUGUUAGAACUUUGUGCGAAGUGUAACAACCACGUUUCUGAAGGUCGGUUUUACCCUGCUAUCAAGGCUAUUGAUCUGAUUGAGAAAAGUUAUUUGCAGAACAUUCCCGUCAAGCCACUCAGGACUAUGAUAGAGAAGAGAAUACCACUGAUUAAAUUGCAUAUUGAGAAGAGAGUAACCAGUGAAGUUAAUGAAUGGCUAGUUCACAUAAGGAGUACAGCAAAGGAUAUUGGGCAAACUGCAAUAGGAUAUGCUGCAUCUGCUCGUCAGAGGGAUGAGGAUAUGCUAGCCCGUCAAAGAAAAGCCGAGGAACAAAGUUGUUUGGGAUUAGGAGACUUCACUUAUACCCUAGAUGUUGAAGAGAUUAAUGAAGAAUCUGUCUUAAAGUUUGACCUGACGCCUCUUUAUCGAGCAUGUCACAUUCAUGGUUGUAUGGGGAUCCAAGAGCAGUUCCGUGAAUAUUACUACAAGAAUCGCUUAUUGCAGCUGAGUUCAGAUUUGCAGAUUUCAUUGUCACAACCAUUCUUAGAAUCCCAUCAAAUCUUCUUGGCUCAGAUUGCAGGUUAUUUCAUUGUUGAGGAUCGAGUAUUAAGGACUGCUGGUGGCCUGCUCUUGCCUAAUCAGGUUGAGACAAUGUGGGAAACAGCUGUAGGUAAAGUGACUUCACUCUUGGAAGAACAAUUCUCUCACAUGGAUUCUGCCAGUCAUCUCCUCAUGGUCAAGGAUUAUGUGACUCUUCUUGGGUCAACCCUCAGACAGUAUGGCUAUGAAGUGAGCUCGAUUCUUGGGACUCUAAAUAGUAGUCGAGAAAAAUAUCAUGAACUUCUUUUGGCAGAGUGUAGGCAUCAAAUAACUGCUGUAGUCACCAAUGAUACAUUUGAGCAGAUGGUUAUGAAGAGGGAGUCGGAUUAUCAGGCAAAUGUUUUAUUGUUCCAUCUACAAACCUCUGAUAUAAUGCCAGCUUUCCCUUUUAUUGCUCCAUUCUCUUCCAUGGUGCCGGAAUGCUGUCGCAUCGUUAAGUCAUUCAUCAAAGAUUCUGUCAAUUACUUAUCAUAUGGAAGCCAAAUGAAUUUUUUUGAUUUUGUCAAAAAGUAUUUGGAUAAGCUCUUGAUUGAUGUACUGAAUGAAGUCCUACUUGAGACUAUCUACAGUGGUACAACUGGUGUGUCUCAGGCAAUGCAAAUUGCUGCAAAUAUAGCUGUUUUUGAAAGGGCUUGUGAUUUCUUUCUUCAACAUGCAGCCCAACAAUGCGGCAUUCCUGUCCGUUUAGUUGAAAGGCCUCAAGGCAGUUUAACAGCCAAGAUUGUCCUUAAAACUUCAAGAGAUGCUGCUUAUAUUGCAUUACUAAGCUUAGUAAAUGCAAAAUUGGAUGAAUUCAUGUCACUCACAGGAAAUAUCCAUUGGACAGCAGAUGAUGCCCCACAGCAAGGCAAUGAAUGCAUGAAUGAGGUGGUUAUAUAUCUCGACACCCUCUUGUCUACUGCUCAACAAAUUUUACCUCUGGAUGCUUUGUAUAAAGUUGGGAUUGGAGCUCUUGAGCAUAUCUCCAAUUCAAUUGUGGGAACUUUUCUGAGUGACUCGAUAAAGAGAUUCAAUGUUAAUGCAGUAAUGAGCAUCAACCACGAUUUGAAAGCAUUGGAGUCUUUUGCUGAUGAGAGGUUUCACAGUACUGGGCUGAGUGAAGUUUACAAGGACGAUAGCUUUCGAAGUUGCUUGGUAGAAGUUAGACAAUUAAUAAACCUCCUCCUAAGCAGUCAACCAGAGAACUUCAUGAAUCCUGUGAUAAGGGAGAAGAACUAUAAUGCUCUAGAUUAUAAAAAAGUUUCUACUAUCUGUGACAAGUAUAAAGAUUCAGCUGAUGGACUCUUUGGAAGUCUUUCAAGCAGAAACACAAAGCAGAGUGCUCGUAAAAAAUCAAUGGAUGUGUUGAAGAAGAGAUUGCGGGAUUUCAACUGAAACUUAUGAUAAGUGAAUGAGAAACUAGCUUUUUCUGUUAGAAGUAAAUGAAAAACUUUAUUUCCUGCUGAUUUUGCUUCCGAAAGAUUCACAUUAGCUGUAUCUUCGUUUUCAACCAUGUUAGCACUACUUUGGUCAUUUGGAUAAGAACUCAUCAGCUUUGCAGAUAAGAUGCCAUUGACUCUGUUUGAUAGAAUGUCUUCGUAGCAAUUAUGUGAAACAAAAUGGAACUCCAGAUGCAUUUCAUAUUAUGAUAUAUCUUUCCUGCUAGUCUACUCGUCUUUUUUUCCACUUCCACCCCUAAGAAAGUGUUUUUGUGUUGAACCCUAUGGAUACAACUGCACUUCUAACGGUUGGUCUGUCUUGAAAAUCACUUCCCGGUGAAUCCUAUCCAAGGACAUCAGGCACAAAUUUAGCACUUCUGUAAAGUGUUCCACACCAAUAGCUACAGCAGAAACUCUACCUGUAUCUGCAGCAAAAUCAGGUGCGGAGCCAGAAAAUCAAUACAAGACUCCCAUUGUAUUGUCAAUGAAGCGGAGGUUAAUGGAUCUGAAGGAAAGUGGAUCAUGCCAUCUCAUAAGACAACCAAUGUUUUGCUCAUAUUUUCUCUUUCGAUUGUGACACCCUCAUGUCUAUCCUGAUUCCUGAACGAAGGCAGAUCCUUGAUGCUGGUGCCUUAUUAUAGGUAAUGCUUAUGGCUUUCAAUUGCAGAAAGUCAUGCUGUAGUUACCUUCUCAACGUUACCAAUCUCGUGUUUUGCUUCUCUUUUUGUUUUUGGUUCAGCCUGAUUUAUCCAGUUGUUGAGGGCAGCAAACUUGUUCAGAUUUUUAUGUAUUUUGAUGCUUUUUACCUCUAGGUGGGUAAUUUACAUGUCCAUGUUCAUACUAUGGUCA
This is a messenger RNA of Solanum tuberosum (potato), 3446 nucleotides long. RefSeq names its product exocyst complex component SEC15A. Bases 178 to 2553 code for a protein of 791 amino acids. The record is from RefSeq and is a predicted model, not a curated record. Gene Ontology annotation, biological process: Golgi to plasma membrane transport; exocytosis; intracellular protein transport. Gene Ontology annotation, cellular component: exocyst; membrane. NCBI's taxonomy places the organism in Eukaryota, Viridiplantae, Streptophyta, Magnoliopsida, Solanales, Solanaceae. The transcript is spliced from 2 exons.